CUCGAGCGCGACAGACAGAACCCAACGAUCGCGGAUAAACAGUCUCACAGGGGAAGGAAGACGGACGUGCGGUUGUAUCGCUAUUCGGGGCUUUUAUAUUGCAUCAAAACGCGUUUACGGUUCACAGAUAAAACGUUUUAGAUCUCCCCCGCGUGAGUACCUGUCAAUCUGCGUUAAAACGCGCCUGAGACGUUUUAACUCGUUAACUGAUGGACUGACAGACGGAUUCUCCUCAGACGACGCAAUCUAUUCAAUUCACAUUUUACCUCAUUCUCUGAAGUCAAAGCCUGUGUUUUCCCUCAGGAGGACUUCGAGUGGACAAUUAAGACAUGCAGAGCUGUGAACAGUGUUGACCGGCGGCGUCUGGACAAACAUGGAGCCUUGUGCCGAGUCUCAGGGAGAUCCUGAGAGAGCUCAGCAUCAUGCAGAGAGCAGAGAAAACCCUGUCACCCCAGCUGCCUUAAUGCCUGGUGAUGAUGCUGCGCUUCUGACCCCAGGAAGGAUGAGCCAGCGUGGCAAGGAGGCGGGGCUGCACACGCCCAGUAAAGACCUGCUCACAAGCCCCUCCCUCAGCCCCGGCGUCAGCUACAGCCACGGUUUUGAUCGUGGCAAAGACGAAAUCCUGCCUCUGAAAGAAGACUCCUCACACUCCAUAUCCAAGAGCAAGUCGGAAACAAAGCUCUAUAAUGGCUCAGAUAAGGACGUAUCGGCGUCUGGAAACAAGCUUACUAAGAAGGAGUCACUCAAGGUGCAAAAGAAGAACUACAGGGAAGAGAAGAAACGUGCCACUAAAGAGCUGCUGAGCACCAUCACUGAUCCGUCUGUCAUCGUCAUGGCUGACUGGCUCAAGAUCCGUGGCACGCUGAAGAGCUGGACCAAGCUGUGGUGUGUGCUGAAGCCAGGCGUCCUGCUCAUCUAUAAGACCAAUAAGAAUGGCCAGUGGGUCGGGACCGUCCUGCUCAACGCAUGUGAGCUCAUCGAGAGACCCUCCAAGAAAGACGGCUUCUGCUUCAAGCUCUUCCACCCGCUCGAACAGUCCAUCUGGGCCGUCAAGGGUCCUAAAGGAGAAGCCGUGGGCUCCAUCACUCAGCCGUUACCCAGCAGCCACCUGAUCUUCAGAGCUGCUUCAGAAUCAGAUGGCCGCUGUUGGAUGGAUGCUCUUGAACUGGCUCUGAAAUGCUCGAGUUUGCUGAAGCGAACGAUGAUCCGAGAGGGCAAAGAGGAGACGACGCAGACCGCAGAGCACUCGCACAUCAACUUCUACAGUCUGCUGAGGGCACACAACAUGCAGGGCUUUCAGUUUAACGACAGCGACCAGUUUAAGGAUCCGGACCUGUACUCGGAUAAAUCGGACCGUGAGAACGAGCAGGAGCAGGAGGAGUGGGAGAACGAGGUGAUGGAGAAAAGUGAAGAGAGCGACAGUGACACGUCAGAGCGACAGGAAGACUCGUACAUCGACCUCGAUCCCAACGAGACACUGCGGGAAACGUCGUACAUCGAGCAGAGCCACGAGGAGCUGGGAGAGGCAGGCGAAGAGUCUCAAACAGAAACGGUAUCAGAGGAGAAUAAAUCUCUGAUCUGGACUCUACUGAAGCAGGUUCGGCCCGGCAUGGACCUGUCCAAAGUCGUGCUGCCCACCUUCAUCCUGGAGCCACGAUCCUUCCUGGACAAACUGUCCGAUUACUAUUAUCACGCUGACUUCCUGUCCGCAGCGGCGGUGGAGGAAAACGCUUAUAACCGUAUGAAGAAAGUGGUCAAAUGGUACAUUUCUGGAUUCUACAAGAAGCCAAAGGGUUUGAAGAAACCGUACAACCCCAUUAUUGGAGAAACAUUUCGCUGUUUAUGGAUCCACAGCAAGACCAACAGCAAAACCUUCUACAUCGCAGAACAGGUAUCCCAUCAUCCACCGGUUUCAGCCUUUUACGUCAGCAACAGGAAGGAUGGCUUUUGUCUCAGCGGCAGCAUCCUGGCCAAGUCCAAGUUUUACGGAAACUCUCUGUCGGCCAUCUUGGACGGUGAAGCCAGGCUGUCGUUUCUGAACAGAGGAGAGGAUUAUGUGAUGAACAUGCCCUAUGCCCACUGCAAAGGGAUCCUCUACGGGACUAUGACUCUGGAGUUGGGCGGUCAAGUGUCCAUCGCCUGUGAGAAGACGGGCUACAGCGCUCAACUGGAGUUCAGACUCAAGCCGUUCCUCGGCAGCAGUGAUAGCGUGAAUCAGAUCAGCGGGAAGAUCAAGCUUGGGAAGGAGGUGCUGGCGACACUUGAGGGGCAUUGGGACAGUGAAGUCUUCAUCAAUGAUAAGAAGACGGGUGAGAUGGAGACGUUCUGGAACCCGACGCCGGAGCUGAGGCAGAGCCGUCUGAUCCGCUGCACCGUCCCUCCUGAAGAACAGAGCGAGUUUGAGUCCGAGAGGCUGUGGCAACAUGUGACACGGGCCAUCAAUAACAAAGACCAGACGGAGGCGACCAAUGAGAAGUUCAUCCUGGAGGAGGUUCAGAGGAAAGCGGCACGCGAGCGCAAGGCCAAAUGUGAGGAGUGGACGCCCGCUCUGUUCGAGCAGGACCCGGCCACCGGAGAGUGGCAUUACCGCUACGCAGACACUCGUCCGUGGGAUCCGCUCAACGAUCUGAUUCAGUUCGAGAAAGACGGCUUUAUUCAGACCAAAGUGCGCCACAGGACGCCUAUGGUACGUUCAGCCAGUGUAGUUAGUCUCAGUACCCAGCAGGGCUCCCGGAGGGACAAUUACCUGAGCCAGGUGACGGGACCAAAGCGGAAACAUAAGAGUGACAAACCUAAAAGUCCAGAAAGUGGCUGCUCGUCUCCGGAGCCGGACCACCAGGACUCUUCAGGCAGCGAGAGGCACAAGAGCAAACACAACAGCCGCCUCAGGAAGAAAGGAACAGAUCUGAGUGAAAUCCAAAGUGCCAUUGAGUCGAUCAGAAAAACCCAGGAAGACAUUAACAGGAGCGUCAACGCUUUGAGGAGUCGAGUGGCGAGUCAGUCGGCAACAGAAAGUUCGUUCCUCACGCAUAGAGAUGUGGCCAUCAUCCUCUUCCUCAUCUUCCUCCAGGUCCUUCUCAACUCCUGCUGUAGCGGAGGACGAAUAGAGAGAGUGGGUGAGCCAGAAAGACACAAAGAAAUAAAGAGAAAUCUGAGCCAGAUACUGGCUGGCACAGACAAGAUGGCAAGAGAGAGUGAAUCUCCACGGGCAGCUCGGAUCAUGAAACGCACAAUAUUGCACAUUCUGCCCACCUAA
Molecule: messenger RNA, 3256 nt
Organism: Sinocyclocheilus rhinocerous
Lineage: Eukaryota; Metazoa; Chordata; Actinopteri; Cypriniformes; Cyprinidae
Gene: osbpl8
Product: oxysterol binding protein-like 8
Exons: 25
Coding region: 374-3256 (960 amino acids)
Cellular component (GO): membrane; cytosol; cortical endoplasmic reticulum
Molecular function (GO): cholesterol binding
Source: RefSeq, a predicted model, not a curated record